GUGUUUUUCUUUAGUAAAAAAAUACGUUUUAGCAGGAAGAUAUAGUAAACGGUAUAAGUCGACAUAAAUAAAAUAUAUAUAUAUAUAUAUAUUUAAGUAGUUGAGAGAAUUAGAUAUGUGUCUCAAAAGGAGCGCGUUUUUUAACGGACUGGAGCCCCUCAAUGAUUUCUCAGUAAGUACAAGUUAGAACGUUAGCGAAACUCGUCCAGUCCGCUGGUGUGAAUUGUUAAAGAAAAUGGCUGGUACGGUCAGUUUCGAUUUGGAUCCAAUUUUUUUGAAAGGUUUGGGAUACCUCCAUUCCAAGAGCAAAGACUCUGCAGAAAAACUGAAAGCCCUCCUGGACGACUCUUUAGCAAGAGGAAAUGACUCGAAUUACCGCACCGCACAAAAGGAAUUAGAAGUCAUUAAAGUCUCUGCCAGCAAGACUAACACGAGCAAGCAGGAGUCAAAAACAUCAUCAGCUUCAAGUUUAGGUAGCAACAAUGGUAAAUCAAGUAGCUCUGAAAAGACAAAGAAGGAAGCAGAGAAGAGGCCACCUGAAAAGGUUAAAGUGGAUCUUGGUGAUGGAAUAGACUUACCAAAGAAAUCACGUUUGGAAAAAUCAGAUGGCCGCUCUUCUCCUAUUACAGUACAGACAAUUAAGGACCUUCCCAUUCCUGACCUUUCAAGUUUUGAUGAAACUAGUGCUGAUGACUUUGCAAUGGAAAUGGGUUUGGCUUGUGUGGAGUGUAGACAGAUGACUGUUACCUCGGGAAAUCAACUUGUCGAAUGUCAAGAGUGCCACAACUUGUAUCAUCAGGAUUGCCACAAGCCUCAAGUAACUGAUAAGGAUGUGAAUGAUCCCCGUUUGGUCUGGUAUUGUGCCCGUUGUACAAGACAGAUGAAACGAAUGGCACAAAAGACUCAAAAGCCUCCCCAGAAAGCUGCAACAGCUGUCGCAUCAUCUGCUCCUGUCGUUAAGGAUACUCUUGUCAAAAAACCAGAGAUCAAACCCAAACAGGAAACCACUGCUACAUUCCAGGCAUUCAAGAGAACAGAACUAAAGGCAUCCACAGCAGUUUCAGGGAGCACUGCAGGUGCUAGUGCAUCGAUUUCAGCUGCGAGUGGUUUGACAGGUUGGGCUGCGUUUGGUGCCAAAACCUCCACUGCUGUACCAGCAAGCACAAAGCUUGGAGCACCUACUCCAAGCACCAGUGGAAAAGCGACAACCACUUCUGGCAGCCAAAAGCCAGUUGGACUAGGGCUUGCAAGUGUGAAAACUACACUGGGGUCAAAAAUGUCUGUUGGAAGCAACAAUAAUAACAGUAGUGGUAGCUCAAACCCUCCACCACUAAAACCGCCUCCUCCUUUAACUCUGGGGAAACCAGGACUCAGCCGAUCCUCAAGUAGUGAUAAUGUCAGCAAAGUGGGUUUGCCAGGGCCAAGUAGCAAUCCUUCCACAGUAGCCAGUCCAGUAAACAGUGGCAAUGGGGCUGCAGCCAAUGGUACUAACAAUGGGGCAAAGGUGGUUGUUGAUGCGUCCUCUGGUGUUAAAGUACCCACUUCCCAGGAGUCUCAGCUCAAUGCUAUGAAACGCCUUCAAAUGGUGAAAAAGAAAGCAGCACAGAAGAAACUGAAAAAGUAAGCAGUGUUUUAUUACUGUCCCCAUCGUAGUACUUGAAUUCUUUCCAAACCCGUUUAUGCUGCUUUUAAGAUGCUUUGGAUUUUCAGUGAGAAAUAAAACGUGCUUGCUACAUGCUUCUGUGAAUAGUACAUGUUGAAUUAAAAAGGAGAAACAGUUUUUUGUUU
Molecule: messenger RNA, 1788 nt
Organism: Polypterus senegalus (gray bichir)
Lineage: Eukaryota; Metazoa; Chordata; Cladistia; Polypteriformes; Polypteridae
Gene: ints12
Product: integrator complex subunit 12
Exons: 6
Coding region: 236-1624 (462 amino acids)
Biological process (GO): snRNA 3'-end processing
Cellular component (GO): integrator complex
Source: RefSeq, a predicted model, not a curated record